AUGACACGCAAACAAAAGACAACGAACAAACUAUUGACCACGACUCCACUUCCCUCAUCCGACCAGAAAAUAGCCAGAGUAUUAAGCAGUCGCGGAAAAAAUCUUUUUGAGAUUACCGCCGAAAUUUCGCAAUUUGGUUUGGGAAGCUUUGUUAUAAUAUCACCGUCGAGUCCAGAUCGUGCAUCAAAAAACAAAAUUGGUGGUGAAAUAGUGCAUGUGUUGUUACCGGAACAUAUCAAACAGUUGAAAUUGGAAAAUAUAUGGCCUAAAAAAUUUGACAGUAUUGAUACACAAGCAUUAACUGAUAAUAAUAAUAACAUAUUGGAGGAGGAGGAUGAUAAUGAUGAUUUAUUCGUAAAUACGAAUCGAAUAGCCGGAACUGAUGAUGAUAGUAGCGAAAGUGGUGAUGAUGAUGAUUCAUCCGAAAGUGAAGAAGAAGAUCAUGACAAUGGGAUAAAAAAAUAA
Ambispora gerdemannii is the source of this 465-nucleotide messenger RNA. The record is from the annotation of a GenBank genome assembly. Lineage: Eukaryota; Fungi; Glomeromycota; Glomeromycetes; Archaeosporales; Ambisporaceae.